Tarenaya hassleriana is the source of this 3460-nucleotide messenger RNA. RefSeq lists its product as uncharacterized. The transcript is spliced from 3 exons. The coding region runs from base 200 to 2284 and encodes 694 amino acids. Gene Ontology annotation, biological process: mRNA processing. The record is from RefSeq and is a predicted model, not a curated record. Lineage: Eukaryota; Viridiplantae; Streptophyta; Magnoliopsida; Brassicales; Cleomaceae.
UAAAUAUAGAAAAUGAGGACAUUAAUUCACGUGAAGCAUGAACAAGAAAAAAUGUAUGGGGGUGUAAUCUUUCAUUCAAAAACUAUAAGGCUUGGUCCGCAAUAAACAUAAAAUAUUGGGGCUGUAUUUAUAUAAGAAUAUCUUUCGACUCGACUUGGUUUAGAACAGUCGCCCGUCUUUUGGUCAAUCGCCGGCGAGAAUGAGGCGACUGACUCAUCCUUUCACUUCGGCGAGGAAUUUCGUCGAACACUUGCGAUGCAUCUCCUUCUCCUUCUGCAAGUCCAUCUCUUCCCUUUCGAUCGACCCGAUUCGCCGACCCGACACCCGAGAAGACGACCCGACCCACGACCCGUAUUCCCUUCUCAGAGAGGACCCCAUCGAUAUCUGUCUCUCCCUCUGGGUCAAAUCUUUCGCCUCCCCUUCUUCUGCAACUUUCUCCAAUCUCUCCGGCUUCCUCUCCAAGUUCGACUUAUGGGUCCUCGCCUACCAGCGCGCGUGCGCUCACGUCACCGGCACUUUCCCUCCUCGCAAUGCCAUCCAAUCCAGCGCUCUCCACGCGCUACUCUCUCUGCAACGCGUUGUCACGCGCGGCAGUGGCCGAUUCCCGUGGGAUGAUAAGCUGAACCAGAUCGUGCGGAGCCCGAACGAUAGAGCAUCGGCGAAUGGAGGAAAGCCCUUGUCGAGAGGGAAGCUAAAGAGGUUGAUGGAGUCGGAAGAACCGAUUUUUCAGGACAGGGUGGUUCAGGAGGUUCUGCUGAUGGUGCUCGAGCCGUUCUUCGAGGCGAGAUUUUCGGGUAAGUCUCAUGGGUUUCGUCCUGGUAGAAACCCACAUACUGUGAUUAGAACCAUCAGGAGCAAUUUCGCUGGGUACUUGUGGUUCAUGAAGGGUGACGUUAGUGAGCUGUUGGAUCGUGUGGACAUUGAUGUGGUGACGAGUUGUGUUGAAAAGGUUGUCAAGGAUAGGAAAGUCAUAGGCUUGAUCAGAUCUUCUCUGAAAAUGCCCGUUAAGAAAGUGUUUGAUGGCGCUGAUGAUGGCGGAAAAGAUGAUGGAUUGGGAGCUAAAAGGAAUAAGAGCCGUGAAAAGAGGAACAAGACUAGAAAGAGAAUUUUGAAUGAGGAUGAGCCAAAACCAGAUCCUUACUGGCUGAGGACUUUCUACAAUUUUGCUCCUGAAGAGGCUGGGAAGGUGCCCUCUUAUGGCUGUUGUGGCAUAUUGAGUCCGUUGCUUGCUAAUGUAUGUCUUAAUGAGUUGGAUCAGUUCAUGGAAACGAAGAUAGUUGAGUAUUUUAGACCUUGUAAGAACGAUUCCAUCUGGAAAGAGUCCAUUGACGACGGUUGUCACAACCCAUCGUGGCCGGAGUUUGUUCCAUCAAGUGGUAAGGAGAAAACCAGGAAAAUGGAUUACAUUCGGUACGGAGGCCAUUUCUUAAUUGGGGUUAGAGGGCCUAGAGAGGAUGCAGUUCAAAUCCGAAGGGAAAUAAUUGAGUUUGUUGAGAGAAAUCUAGGUUUAAAACUGGAUAAUUCGAAGAUUGAAAUUGAACAUAUUAGCCGGGGUAUUCAUUUCCUAGACCAUAUAAUUUGCAGAAGAGUUAUUUAUCCAACUCUACGUUACACAUCAAGUGGAGGCAACAUUGUUAGCCAAAAGGGCGUGGGAACUUUGCUUUCGGUGACUGCUAGUUUAGAACAAUGCGUCCGUAAAUUUAGACGGCUUGCAUUUGUGAAGGGUGACAAAGAUCCCGAGCCUUUACCUUGUAUUCCGAUGCUCUAUUCAAGCCAGUCUCAUACCAAUUCUCAGAUGAACAAGUUUCUCGAAACCAUGGCUGAUUGGUACAGAUAUGCAGACAACCGCAAAAAGGCUGUUGGGUUCUGUGCUUAUGUUGUCAGAAGCUCUCUGGCUAAACUAUACGCUGCAAGGUAUAGACUGAAAUCCCGUGCCAAGGUGUACAAAAUCGCAUCACGGGAUCUUAGCCACCCAUUGAGGGAGAGUAGCAAUAAUGCUGCACCUGAAUACUCCGAUCUUCUGAGAAUGGGACUAGUUGAUGCUAUUAAAGGAGUUCAGUUCUCUCGUAUGUCUUUGAUUCCGUCUUGUGAUUAUACUCCGUUCCCUAGGAAUUGGAUCCCAGAGCAUGAGCAGGUUUUGCAGGAGUACAUUAGACUACAAGAUCCAAAAUUCUUCUGCGAGUUGCAUAGAUCGAUUAAACGUGAGGGCCUAGCCUUGCCUCAGGACGAGAUAUCGGAGAUUUUGUGGGAUUUCAAGACCCUUGGUGCUCGAAGACAUACAUAAUUACAUACGGUCGUAGGAAAGAAGCAGAUAACAAUUUGGAGAAAGUAGAUCCAUCACCAUGACUUGUUUUUGAAGUUUGGGUGUGAGAGAGAUAUCUGAUUCCAGAAGGUAUAGUUUCACAUUAGGAGGAACAUCGUAAGAUUCAUAACUGAUACACAAGAGCCGACCAAAUAGGAAACUGAUCACAUGGAGAAACCAUUUCACGUUAGAGUGGUAUAGUUUCACGUUAGGGGUACAUCAUACCUGAGAGUUUUGGUCUGGAGUUCGUGGCAAACAUUGUCGGUUCACAAGGGGGUUUAGGGUUUAGGGUUUAGGGUUUAAUCUUCGUUACCCGAACAUACCGGUAUAUUCAGUAACCUUUAGCAUUGCCUAGCCUCUCGGGUGAUGUCAGCAAGAAUGAAGAAAGGAUGGUGGAAGAUGUUUGAAGAGACAAUCAAGGAAUCUUCUUCUUAAUUGCAUUCAGGCCAGUGAUAUUAGAGAACGUGAUCUUCCCGGGAUCCUGCUUGUUGAUGAAGAUAUCGUGAACGGGAACCCAAAUCAUGAGCUCCUUCGCCUUGAUUCCGGUAAGUCUCCUCAGCCUACCGUCCUCGACAAAGGCCGUGAUCUCUGUGUCAUACGAUACUUUCCGGCCUAUUGCUCGGAAUUUAUGCUCAAUCUUGUUUCUCAUCUUCAACCACACAAAACCCUUUGUUUUAUUAUACCCAACUUCUUCCAAAUCCUUCAAUGGCAGAAGUCCUUUGGGCAAGUUAAUUAGGGCUAGAAGCUCCUCUGCCUUUUCCUUACAGAGAAUGGGUUCACUGUAUAUCUCUACUUCGUCACUCUCCUCAGUUAGAAUCUCCAUUGCUGCUGCCACUUCCAUUGAUAAAUCCUUCUGGUUCUUGCCCUAAAAACCCGAAAACCCUUCUCCGGGCCUAAACCGAUCUGUUUCUCCGCCCAGGAAAUGAUGGGUAAUGGCCCUUAUAGAAGGGUCUUUGAGUCUAAUAAAGGUGUUUUAGAGUUCUGGAAAAUGGGAAAUGAGAAUUGUAUGGUGAUUAUUUUCAGGCGCAGAUCAAUGGAUGGCACCACAAUUGUGUGGUGUCAUAACUGAGAAUUCUUGGGAUGAUUUCAUACACUGGCAAAUUGCUGAUUAUGUUGAUUUUGAUUGUGAUUUUGAAAUGAUCUGCAGAUCUGAAAUCA